Molecule: messenger RNA, 13424 nt
Organism: Sander lucioperca (pikeperch)
Lineage: Eukaryota; Metazoa; Chordata; Actinopteri; Perciformes; Percidae
Gene: ankrd11
Product: ankyrin repeat domain 11
Exons: 14
Coding region: 587-9148 (2853 amino acids)
Biological process (GO): anatomical structure morphogenesis
Cellular component (GO): nucleus
Molecular function (GO): protein binding
Source: RefSeq, a predicted model, not a curated record
CGUCCACACACUGAAGUCAAAGGCCGCACGAAAACCGCUCGAAUGGGUUGGCGGAGAGGAUUAAACCGAAACAAAAUAUGAUCUUUUGAUGGUUUAUGUUGACCCAAGCAAGCCUACCGUUGCACAAAUGGAGUGUUAAAGGUUCGUAGUUUGCGGUGACGAUGCAAUAGCUACGCUGUAAACGAGUUUUCGUGGAUAUUUUAGUCUUUUUUUAUUUGGACGUUUGUUUGUUGGUCUACAUGGUUUUAACAAGCUAGCGCUAGCCUCGAUUUAGUGAGCUGCUUUCGAGCUGCGAUGGUCGUCGCGAGUUUAUGCGGAUGUCUCCGGGCCCGUCUAUACUGAACCGACGGCAACAAAUGGGACCAUCCAGCAUCGGCCGAAAACAUCGCGGCAUAGACUAACCAUUAAAGAUUCAAUACAUAUUUGAAUUUGUGGAAAUUCAGACAGAGGAUUCUGUGGACUCAGACGGCAGGUGUUUUUCUAGUUGGAUUUUAGCCCACUGACAUUCUCCCACAGCCAUGGAAUCGACGGUUGAUGACGAUGCAAUGGCAGCGUGAAUGAAGCUUGGCGUGGGGAGAGCUGAACGAUGCCCAAAGGUGGGGGUUCUAAAACCCCCCAGCUGGACCACUUCCCACUCAACACUGACAUGGUGGAAAAGCAGGGUGGGAAGAAGGAUAAAGUGUUGUCGAACAAGACUCCCAAAUUGGAUCGCAGUGAUGGGGUCAAGGAGAUGAAAGAAAAGGCUCCUAAAAGGAAGCUGCCUUUCACUGCUGGAGCUAAUGGAGACCAGAAAGAUUCUGACUCAGAGAAACCAGGUCCAGAGCGGAAGCGCAUUAAAAAGGAGCCCACCAACACCCGGAAGGCGGGCUUGCCAUUUGGAAUGGGGAUGCCAGGGAUCCGGGCCGGGUACCCCCUCUCUGAGCGGCAGCAGGUGGCCUUGCUCAUGCAAAUGACAGCUGAGGAGUCCGUCAACAGUCCAGACACAACACCAAAGCAUCAGUCACAGUCCAGUAUGGGUCAGAAGGGAACGCCAAACUCUGCAUCUAAAACCAAAGACAAAGUGAAUAAACGGAAUGAGAGAGGAGAGACUCGGCUGCACAGAGCAGCAAUACGUGGAGAGGUACGCCGCAUCAAGGAGCUCAUCAGCGAGGGAGCUGAUGUGAAUGUAAAAGACUUUGCAGGCUGGACUGCAUUGCAUGAGGCGUGCAACAGGGGAUAUUAUGAUGUGGCCAAGCAGCUGCUGGCAGCCGGAGCAGAGGUCAACACCAAGGGUCUGGAUGAUGACACCCCUCUACACGAUGCAUCCAACAAUGGACAUUUCAAGGUGGUUAAGCUACUUUUACGGUAUGGAGGGGACCCACGUCAAAGCAACAGGAGAGGUGAAACGGCGUUGAAGGUUGCCAACUCGCCAACUAUGCUGAAUCUAUUGCUGGGGAAAGGCACUUACACCUCAAGUGAAGAAAGUUCAUCAGAAUCUUCAGAGGAGGAAGACGCCCCUUCAUUUGCCCCGUCCAGCUCUGUCGAUGGCAAUAACACGGACUCAGAGUUUGAGAAGUUGAAGUUGAAGGGGAAAACUGUAGACCCUCCUAAAUCUGCUGUCACGCCCGUCAAGGAUGAAUAUGAAUUUGACGAGGAUGAUGAGGAGGAACGUGUUCCUCCUGUGGAUGAUAAACACCUCUUGAAAAAAGACUUCCGUAAGGAACCGGUCCCCAAGGCCAACAGCUUCAUCGCCAUACCCAAGAUGGAGGUCAAAACCUAUUCCAAAAGCAACUCGCUCACACCAAAGAAAACUGUCAGGCGGAUCAUCUCUGACAGUAACAGUUCAGACGAAGAUGAUAGGACGUGUUUCACGCCAGCGCCUACGCCACGGCAAGCCCAGCAAACAAAUACCAAGAUCAGAGACUCUGGCAGCAUGAGCUCUAAACAACAAAAAGACAAGAACAAAGUAAAAAAGAAACGGAAGAAGGAGAGUAAAAAUAAUGUCAGUAAAGAAGUCAGGUUUGGUAAAGUCAAUGACAAAUUCUGUACCUCUGACUCUGAUUGUGGCGAUAUGGAGAGUGAGGAUGAUAAGGGCUCAAACAGUAUAAAGGACUCUUCUGCAACGAGCCUGAAAGACUCCCCUGGCUUUAACGCAUCCUCCUCCUCAUCCCAUGGAAACUCGAACUCUCAGAAACAAGUACCAUCAUUAGCAGAACAGCAUCCGAAGCAGUGGAGGACAGAUGGCUGGAAGACUGUGUCAUCUCCUACAUGGUCAGACGUCAGUUCUCUCUCAGAUUCUGUCAGAACAAGACUGUCCAGCGAGUCUGACUACUCCUCUGCUGAUUCCAGUGUAGAGUCAAUAAAACAAGUUAAGAGGAAAGCGCAGGAGAACAAAAAGAAGAAUAACAAUGUGCACAGUAGUACAGUAGACAAGAAAAAUUCUGAGCUCUACAAAAACUCCAAUGCAGACAGUGCGGUCUCCAAAACCGAUGUAGAUGGCAAAGUGCUGAAAAAGCAUAAAGUGAAGCACAAGCACAAAAAUAAGGAAAAGGACAAAGCUCCUAGUCUGGUGCUCAAUCAAGACAUGAAUGAGAAAUUUGUCAAGAGCUACUCUUUUGAUUUUGAUGAUUCAAGACAGAAGUCCCUAAUUGUUGAGUCAGAAUCGCCAGUUGAGAGCAAGGUCAAGUUAUCCAAACAUGAAAAAGACCAUUCCAAAAAAGAGGAUAGGCUUUCGAAAAGCAAGUCUGAGGAUAAGGAUUGGUCAUCUGGAAAAGACCUGCACAGAACAGCGAAAGAGGAGAAAAAUAAGAAAACAAAGGACUCCACCAAGGACAAGACCAACAAAGAGGAGAGGGAGAAGCCUGUAAAAUCUGUCAAGGAGAAGGAGAAGCCCAAGGAGGAGAAACAAAAGGCUCACAAAGAGGAGAAAAAGAAAAAGUCCAAGGAGAAGUCCUCCUCAAAGACAGACAGGAAAAGUGAGCAGAAAGAGGAAAAGCAUCUAAAGGUGGACAAGGAGAAAAACACCAAGGAGGAGAAGGACAAAUGUAAAAAAGAUAAAGCACAGAAGGAAGAGCCUGAGUAUGAAGGUUAUGACGUCAACAACCGUUUCCUCAACUUAGAGGACACCAAGCUCAGUGCCUCAGAUGACCAUCAUGACAGAUGGGGCUCCGAGAUGUCCUCUGACUCCUCCCUGUAUGGAGAUGACAGCUGGGACGCUCCUGUCAAAGAGUACAAGGAAUACAAAGCCAACAACGCUGUUAAACUAAUUGUUGAGACUGUUAAGGAAGAGACGAGGAGGAAAGAAAACAAAGUUAAGGACAAAAAAUCUGAUCACAGUGAGAAAAGAUCAGAGAAAGAAGCCACUUCCAAGAAGAAAGACAAAGACUCCUCUGAAAAGACAAAUGAAAAGAAAAAAGACUGGUCAGAAAAACAAAAAUUAAACUCCAGUCACUCAGUGGAGAAAGAAAAGAAGCGGAAGGAGUCCAUAGAAACGGUCAAAGACAAAAAAGACAAGGACUCUUUGGAGAACAGUAGAGACCGUAAAGACUCGUAUGACUUCUUAAAGGAAAGAAAGGACAUAAAAAUCAAGCAGGAAUCUGUAAGAGAUGAAUAUGGCAAUGAUACUUUUUUCAAAGAAAUUGAUGCUGUCAGUAAAUCAUGUGAAAUCAGAGAAAGAAACCACUCUGGAAAGGAGAAAGAAAAGAAGGGUGAGGGAAUAGAAAAGCGAGAAAAGACAAAAGCUGACAAGCACAAAGAGAAAACAAAAGACAGAGGAGCUGAUCAGGAAAAGGAUAAGAGCGAGAAAAGCUCUGCAGAAAAAAUUGUCAAGGAAAAGGACACAGACCGGAUCACCAAAGACAAGAAGGAGGGAGUUAAGGACAAACACAAAGAGUCUCAUGGCAAAGACAAAGAUCGCAAGAUGUCUUCAGAUCAGACCAAGGACAAGAAAGAAAAGGCAUCUCAAGACAAACAUGCUGAUAGGGAGAAGGAUUUCUUGGAGGUAAAGAAAGAGGAAAGAAAACCUGAGAAAAUCCGUGAGAAAGCUUGGUACAAGAUAGCUGACAUCUUCACUGAUGAAAGUGAUGAUGAUGAGGACAGCUACAAUGGUGGUGUUGCACUUGUGUCUGACUCCAUCAGAAAAGACUCAACGUCUGAUCAGGAUGAGCUGGAUCACUUCCCCUCAGAAAAAAUUAGAAAAUCUUCUGCGGAGGCUAAACAUAACACAGAAAAGGCAAAAGACAAAGAACACAAAGAAAAGAAGAAAGAAAAGGCCACUUUUGACACAGGUAAAGAGAGGAAAGGCUCCCUAGAGAAACACAACAAAGACAAGAAAGAUUCUGUAGAUGUGAAACAUAAGGAAAGAAAAGACAGAAUGUCAGUGGACUCAAAUCAAGAGAAGAAAAAUAAGCAGAAGCUGUUGGACAAAAGGGACACCAGUGAGGAUAAGACAAAAAGCAAAUAUAAAGACAAGCUGGACCAUUCUAAGGAAAGGAAACCCUCAAAAGGCAGUGGUGAGAAUGAAAAGUCCCUCUUAGAAAAAUUGGAGGAGGAAGCUAUGAAUGACUACAAGGAUGACUCCAAUGACAAGAACAGCGAAAUCUCUUCAGAUAGUUUCACUGACCGAGGUCAUGAGCCAGUCCUCACUACUUACUACGACUCAAUCAGCCUGACUGAUGUGUCUGAGGACAGGAGAGACUCCCUGUCCAUAUCUACUCCCCAGGACAAGUUCAGAGAGAAAGAGAGGCAUCGACAUUCCUCUUCAUCUUCAUCCAAGAAAAGCCACGACAAGGAGAAAGAAAAGGCCAAGAAGGACAAAGGAGACAAACGUGACAAAACGGAGGAGAUCAGAGAGUCCUACAGCCGCAGAGAGAGUCUACCUUUUGAGAAAGAGCCCAUGCCUCUAGAGGCAGACCCUUACACAUUCCCAUAUGGAAGUAAGGGAGAUGGCGAAGACGACUUUGACAAAACGUUGGAAUUUGAAAAAGAGAUGUCCAAAAAGGACAAAGCAACUGGUGUCAUCAGUGACAGGACGAAGGACAAAAAGAAAAAGGAGAAACACAAGGAAAAAAUAAAGGAGGAGAAGAAUAAGUACAUCGAUGGUUUUGGGUCAUUUAAACACUCCAAAGAGGAUGUGAAGUCAGGGUUGAAAGAUAGCCCACAGGUCACCGUUCUGAAAGACAGAUCAAAAGAAGAAAGUCCUAAAUUUGAUAUGAAAAAAGACAGAAGUCGGGAUACAUUGGACAAAGACAACAGAAUGGACCACAUUAAAUCUAAGGCUAAGGAUGAAAAUGAAAAGCUCACUCAGUCCAAAGACACGGUAAGGAAAGAUAAUCGUCCACGAGAAAAACUGUUGGUGGAUGGUGAUUAUCAAAUGACAAGUUUUGGUCAAAUGUUGAGUCUUAAAGACCAGGAGAUAGAAGAGCGCCACAAGAGACAUAAAGAAAGGAUGAAGCAGAUGGAGAAGCUGAGACCCAAGUCAGGGGACCCUAAACUCAAGGACAAGACUAAGUCCACAGAGGAAGUACGAAAAAAUCGCAGUGAGCUGUCAUCAAAGAAAUCCAACAGUCUGGAGUCUGGUCUUAAAGAGAAGAAGCUGAAGGAUGUGGGUCUCCCGGCCCAAAUGAUGUCCCCAAGCAGGAAGUUCCAGCAGACAGAUGGUCAAAACUCAAAGGACUGGCUGGCUGGACACCAAAUAAAGGAGAACCUCCCUGCCUCUCCCAGGCCAGAUCAAAACAGGCCAACUGGUGUCCCCACACCAACAUCUGUCAUUUCCUGCCCCAGCUUUGAGGAAGUAAUGCAGACACCACGUACCCCAUCUUGCAGUGCAGAGGAUUACCCCGACAUUAUGUUGGAUGGGCUGGACUGCCAGAACUCAUCAGCUAUGACCAUUUCAAUGAAUGCCUGCUCUCCAUCCUUCUUUGAAAGCAGGUACUCUAACUCUCAGAGUUUCCAGGAGGGCACAUGUCCCACCCCUGCAAAGAACCUCCAGCUACCACUCGUCAGUCGUUCGGCAUCCUCUGACGUCCGCAGGCCGCUGGAGGAUGAGUUCAAGGCUGAGGCUGACAAGUUCCUUCGACAGCAGAGUGAUCCAGCGGCUGAAUUUGAUCCGUCAUCUUCCUCCCAAACUCUAGAGGACAAAUCAGCAACUGGGGAUAGACUAGAGUGCCUGGCAUCUCCUUAUUUCUCCCCAAUUAGAAUGUUGUCCCCUCGGCUGGAGCCAGCUCUUCCAACACCAGAUGUGGCAGCGCCAACUCUUGCUGGCACAGAGGGCAAUGAACACCUUCAUGACAAUGUAUACAACACUUUCUUGCCCAAACCCUCUACACCAGUUCACAGGCCAGACCCCCAGGAGCCCUGCUUUGACAUUGCUGCACCGCCAACUCCUGCUCCUGCUGCUUUGCCACCCCUGGACAUUGAUGACAUCUCUGAGCCUCACCACAGUGAGCCUAACCUGGUCCUGUCAGAUCUUCCCUCUGUCACUGAAGAGCAGGAAGAGGAGGAAGAGGAGGAAGAGGAGGAGGAGGAGGAUGAGGAUGAAGAAGAAGAGGAGGAGGACUUUGAGGACGAAGGUGAUAUGGAUGAGAGAGCUGAUGGAGACCACUGUGCAAUGGAGGAGCCGGAGCAAACAAGGGAGCCACGUUCCUUCUCCCCUCCAGUGGAGGACCCUCUUAGGAAGAGCUGGCCUGCAGAGUCUCCAGACCGGCAAGAACCAGAGGUCCAGGAUAUUUCCCCCACACACUCUGCACCCAUCCAUGGAGAGAACUGUUUUGAUCACGGCAUUGGUUGGAACCCUGAUAUGGACCUCAAAUCUCCCCACAGGACGUAUGGGGAGAUAGAGGCUGCUGUCUCCAAAAUAACCAGUCCAUACCAUUCAGACAGUGAUAUGCAGCACUUGUCUGGACAUCCUUCUGUCACUCCCCCUUAUGCUACCUGGAAUAGGUGGCACAAAGAGGAACCAGAGGACUUUGAUGAACAGAAGGAGGCUGUGGCUGACAUCCCCUCUCCAGAGAGGCCUGACACAGCUAUUGAUGAGGAACCCAACUAUUUAAACACCUCAUCAUCCUCCAAUAGGCUGGAGUCUUUCUUCCAGGAAUGUAACAAGCCAAGCAUAGAGGAAAGUCACCAGAUGGACACCGAGUCAACAUGUGAACAACCAGACAGCAGACAGAUCACGCACAGCUUCAGCGCUUCCACUGAAAGCCACAUAGCUCCAGCGGUGGGCCCUGAGCCUGUGGUGCCCUGGGCAGACCCAUUCUCAGCUGAUGCAGAUGAACUGGAUGACUUGGGACCGUUCUCCUUGCCUGACCUACCACUACCAGACAAGUCUGAAGAAGCUGAGUCUCGAGACCCAGAACUAGCUGACCACAACAAGACUAUGCUGACCCACAUUGGACAUACCAUUACAGACAGAGAGGACCCAGACAUAAUGGAGGUGGACUUACCAAGCCUGGCUAAGAUUUCAGGCCCUGCUGGAGACCUAGAUUCAGGAGAACCUACCGGACAAGACUUAGUUGUACCCUCACCACAUGUCAAUUUCCAGCAGGAUUUGGAUCCUGAGCCUCAGAGUCUGCCAGUCAACAGCUCUCUCUCUCUAACACAGCAACAGGACAACAUGUUGGAAAGAAAAGGACCUUAUGGAGAACCCAAUGAGUCGGAUCCCAGUAUGUUCUAUUCAUCUGUGAAAUCGGAUCCCACUCAGCAACAUCACAUUCAGAUCCACUCCAUCACUGAGUCGUUGCAGUUACCCAUGGAUUCAGUGUCUGCUAUCAAGUCAGAGGUGAGGCAGGAGGAGAUGUCUGAGCCCGUAGCAGAAUCCGUGUCAUGCAGUCCUCUUCCUCAGCUCCCACUGGCAGUUGCCCUCUCCAGCACAGUGGAACUACCAGACACUCAAGAAACCACAUCCAAGCUUACACCAGUAACCCUGACCACUGUGUCCACCACUGUAGAUAUUCCCAAGAAGGUGGAUGAAAUCCCUCAAAGAAUAACUCGCAAUCGCGCCAAGAACAAUCCCUCUGCUGCUGCUGUCCCUCCUACCUCCAGCAUAAUAACCUCGUCUGCCACUGCCACCCCUGUAACAACCAGUCCAAUAGUGACCAUCAACCCGAUUUCUACUAGAACCAUGACACCCACCUCAAACUCUUCCUUCCCAGCUCUGAAGAAAGACAAAGAACCUGUGCUUACUGUCUCCUCUGCUGCAUCUAAUACAACCACAACAGUGUCUGUACCUACUUCUGUGACAACUUCUGCGCCAGUGGUUAUCAGUAAGACGACAAAAGGUCGCCCUCUCCCCGUGGAUGAAGAGGAAUCUCAGACCCAGCACCCACGGAAGAGGAAAUUUCCACGUUCUGCUGGGCAGCAGGUCCAGGUCCAGCUGGUAAACACGGCCAUGCAGCAGACUAGGGAAAUGAUUCAACAGACUUUGGCUGUAGUUGUCAAUGCCAUCAAGUUGGACGAUAUUGAACCCUACCACAGUGACCGUUCCAACCCUUACUUUGAGUACCUGCAGAUCAGGAAGAAGAUUGAGGAAAAGAGGAAGAUUCUGUGCUACAUCACCCCACAGGCCCCACAGUGUUACGCUGAAUAUGUGACCUACACUGGCUCCUACCUGCUGGAUGGCAAGCCCCUCAGCAAGCUUCACAUCCCUGUGAUUGCCCCACCUCCAUCGCUGUCAGAACCUCUGAAGGAGCUCUUCAGACAACAGGAGGCAGUAAGAGGGAAGCUCAGGUUGCAGCACAGCAUAGAACGGGAGAAGCUGAUUGUGUCAUGUGAGCAGGAGGUUUUAAGGGUCCACUGCAGAGCAGCCAGGACAAUAGCCAAUCAGGCUGUGCCAUUCAGCGCCUGCACUAUGCUGUUGGACUCUGAAGUAUACAAUAUGCCAUCAGAGAGCCAGGGUGAUGAGAACAAAUCUGUGAGAGAUCGCUUCAACGCUCGUCAGUUCAUAUCUUGGAUCCAGGAUGUGGAUGAUAAAUAUGACCGCAUGAAGACAUGUUUGUUGAUGCGGCAACAGCACGAGGCAGCAGCCCUCAAUGCAGUGCAAAGGAUGGAGUGGCAGUUGAAGGUCCAGGAGCUGGACCCAGCAGGGCACAAGUCCCUCUGUGUCAACGAAGUGCCGUCCUUCUACGUGCCAAUGGUCGAUGUCAACGACGACUUUGUCCUGCUGCCUGCAUGACACACCUGUGCUCACAGAUUUAGAGCAAACUUUGUCUGAAUAACUUCUUCUCAAAGAGACUUCGUUGAACAGAACGAAUGGAAAGGGCUAGCAAGUUUGAAAGAGGACUUUAGACAGGAAAAAAAUUAUAUUCUAUAGAAAAAGAGUAAAGAUGAAAAACUUGCUCUGGAUUCCCUUCUGUGAAGAAGGAAACAUGUUUUUACUGGGGGAAAAGAAAACACAACUUGCACUUUCAUCCUCAAAGUUUUUACACUUUUGUUUGAUCAGAGUGUGAGAAGCAGAAACCGUUUUUGCUUUGAGGCUCUGACAUCGGGACACAACUCCUCAGUGCUCAGUUUCGGUGAGACAGGGGACAGAGAUAUAUUUUCUGCAUUGGUUUUUGGUCCCUGCUUCAAUAGACCCAACUCCACCACUGGGAGUCGGUAUCAGAGAAGAGCUCUCCCAACAGCGUGGUGCCUGUCCUGAGGAGGGACUGAGGAGAAGCCUCCCCUGUUGACCCAGGGCUCCUGGUGGGCCAGGAGAACUAGAGUCCAGCGCUGACCCGGAGGAAGUCAACGGAGCUGUGGUGCAUCAUGUGAAUCUUCAUAUAAGACAGCUGGGAUGGACAGACCAGGAACCUGAAACCUGCCACUGAUGGUUUUGGGGCUAUACCCAGAAGAUGCCCUCUCUGUUCGCACUGCAACAGAGCCUGGGCCUAGGGCUAGAGAUGUGUGUGCACGUCAGGGCCCAGUGUCUGAGAGGAAGAGACUGACCCUGCAGCCUCUCAGCCUGGCUAAACAGAAGAGGACGGGCAUGGAUCUCUGAGGACAGACCGGAGUGCUCCUCAGCCACCCUGCUUGCUCCCAACAGAAACACAUCAGACCGCCAUGGACUGCAAAAACACCACAGUACAACCAGAAGAAACAAACAUAACGAAUGUUGAGAUUUAAAGAGACUAUUGAGAAAUUGUGCUUUGGCAGGAUGAGAGAAAUAUUGUUUUUGUCUAUUUCUUUACUUGGGCAUUUCAUUGUUUCUGAGGAAGUGACUUGAAACACUACAGAGCCAAUAUUAGUUUAAUUGAAAAAAAAUGAAAAAAAAAAUGAAAAAAAGUUGUAUUCCGUAAAUUAUGUACAGUUUUUAUAUUCGUUAACCAAUGUAUUCUUGCUGCCUUCUAGAUAAUUUAUUUUGCCACACAUUACUGCACAGUUGUAAAUAACCUAUGUACUGUAAUAUCACUCAGUUAAGUGUAGAAAAAACAAAAGAAAUAAAAAGUAUCUUUUUAUGUACAGUUCACUUUUGGGCAGCACUUUCCCCCUCCCCCCCCCUCUCAUAUCCAUGGGCCAAAAUGUGUACACGUUUCUGUAUUUGAAAGACUCCAGUGCACAGUUGUAUAAUCCCAUCUUUAGAUUCAGUCCAGGUUUAGGUAAGACAACUCACCUGGACGUGGAUCACCACAUCUCACAAAUAGCUGACAGAACACUUCUGGAUUAAACCGGCCUCCCACAGGCCAACCACCAUAUAGUCCCUCAGAUGUAGCAGAAUAGUUGAGGAUUUAUUUAAAGAAUAGACAGAGGAUUAUUAUUCAUUGCUUUACUACACAAUUAUAUCUGAAAAAAUUCGAACCAAGAAAAUGCCUUUUUCAGUGAAAAAAAAAUGUACUCAUUGUUGGGCAAAGUCACAUAGAUAUAUAUGGGUGGGAUGAAAGUGAGAGAUGUCAUUCACAAGCAAAACCAUCUUGUUAAUGUAGAAUGGUUUCAAAUUAAUAGGUUUUUAAUUUACAAAAAUUGGACUGAAAUCAUUUCUAAUCAUCACAAAACAUCGUCUCAAAAACCAACAGGACGCGGGUCUUUCAGCACUUCAUUAUGUGUUUGGUUUCCAGCUUGUCUGCUUUUCACAUUGAAUGGGCAGAGGCGUUGUAACAGCAACUAAAAGGUUUUAUUCCAUACUCACUUUGGACAUAGGUUUGUCAGUCAGCCCCUUUGUAAAAUAUUGGUGAGCAGCUUAUUUUUUUAAGUGCUGUUCUAACCUUAAACACUGGAUGGCGUCAGUGUUUCAGACAACUCAAGAAACUAAUUGGCUUUGCAUUAGACCUGUGACCUAAUGCAAUGGGGAAUGGGUUUUUAAAUAUAUUUAAAUUUUAUCACAGACUAUGGGAGUUCAAUUUCCUUAUAGGAUUCCAAUGCAACACCUUGAUCAGUUUGGUAGUCAAUUAUUGGAUCAUAAUAGGCAUUGGUCUUGUAAUUUUUAUCAGUGUUUAAUCCACAAGGGGUUUGGCUAGUGUUGUCAGGGAUUUUAAAUGUUAGGUUACUUCCUCAUAUUACUCCGUUGUCAAGUUCUUGCGUCGGGCCCAAGCAGACAGUUACAAGACUUAAAUCUUCUCAGAAUGAGAAGUGGACAGACGUUAACACAAACAGCAGCGCGGAAAGAAAAAGCUUAAUGCUGAAUAGAUCUGUUUUUUUUAGUCCUCAAUUAAAAAUCCCAUUUGAAAUGUUGAUUUGUGAUGACUUACUGAUUCUCUAUUUGUUAGUGGAUCUUGGUUUUGAAAAGCUUUCCCGACCUACCACAUAGGCUUCCUGUCUGUGUGCGAGAGCUGCUCAUGUAUCCUGAUGGCAAUAUUAUCUGAAACGUUUUAAGUUAUUUACACACUCUCAGUCAGACUAGCUGUGUAUGGUAUGUCUAGUCAAGUGCAAUGGUUGUUGCUAUUACACUGUGCAGACAAGGUGGCUAGAUGUAUAGUCCUGGAUAUUUUUGAGAGAUACACACAUCCUGGUUGGUAUACAUAGACAUACAUAUUUGGAUACAAAUAGCCAGAAAUUUGGUUUUUAAACCCCUGUUUGUCAUGUUUUUGUUUUUAAUUUGUUGUGGUUUCUUACACAGUUUUGGGGGAACAGGUUUAAUGGUGUCGUUUGUUCACAGAAUCCUUUUGUGUUUUUUAGCUCAGUGUAUGUAGUUUUGAAUGUUGUUGUGUUUAUCUUAGGGUUUUUUUUGUUCCUGUAUGAAGCACCAGUGGCAUGUCAAUCACGUUGCUUAUCGAGCAGAAUGUAUACCGUUACUUGCCCAGACCGACCACGCCCUCUCACUAUUGUUUACAAGACAUCAACAAGUGUGUUUUCCGUUUCAUGUGUCACCUUUUUUAACGGUUUAAGCCCUGCCUUUGUUUUUACUUCUGUAAUCAGUCAUUUAUUUGAACCACAAAGGCUUGAAAUGGUGAUGGUUGACACAACUGACUGACAACUGACCCCGCCCCUCCCUAGUCUGUGAUACACCGCUGCACAGAGCAAAAGACUAAACACAUCCAUCCACGUUGAUUCUCCAGUGUGACUAUUCAACUAACAAAAAGAGUGAUUUCAGGAUAAAAAUUUAAUACAGACAAAAACACACAUCAGUCCUCAGAUGCACAGUAGAGCACUUGACCGUGGUGAUACAGAUCAUUACCGAGCCUGGCACCACCUCAGUCAGCAACAUAUUACCUCUGCUCCUCACAUUCACUCAUAAUGUUUAUUUUAGAUCUGUUAUUUGUUGUUUUUUCUUACUGGACAUAAAUAUACAUAAUUGCUAUUUUUUCAUUCUUAUAGAAUCACGAUUUCAAGCCUUUUUUCUAGUUUGUUUAUUUUUUAAUUAAAACCCAGACUGUAGCUAUUUCUUUAUUCCUUUUUUAGAGUGGAAAAGGACUAAUGAAACGCAUGGAGAACUACUCUUUAAAUGGUGAGAAAUAACCUAUUUAUUAUCUUUUUUUCUUUUUCUGACACCUGUGGUAUGUUUUGAGUUGAAUUUGGUCUCCGCUGUGUAAAUUUUCCUCCUUGUAAUGCGUGAAAGAGACAUACUGUACAUAGCUCUGUAAAUAAAACCUCCCAGGACGUUUUGCACCCUCCUCUUUGUACUAGUCUGAAAAAUUGCGUAGAAUGUGGGGUUCUAACAGCAACAAGCUGCGUGCGCUUGCUGCAGGUGAUUAUGAUGUAACAAUGUAACAUUUUUUUUGUACAAUGUAGUUUAUUUGUGUACAUAUUGUUGGAGCAGCUAAGAGGGGGGGGGUGGGUGGGGUAUAUGAGGGCGGUUGUUGAUGCUAUUGUCAGUGCUGUAACAGAAAUCCAGUACUUUCACCUCUAGCUGUUGUUGAUUUCCUGCAAAAAAAAAAAUAAAGACAAAAAAAUAAAAAUGCGAGAAACUGAAAAUGAGGAUGGGUGGAAAAAAAGUAAAAAUUCUAAAUUGUUAUUUUCUACAGUUGCAUGUACAGAGAGCGCGAGAACUGCUGUUGUUCCUCAGAGAUUAUGUUCGUUAAUAAAAUUUUGAAAUAUUA